Molecule: messenger RNA, 1632 nt
Organism: Neolamprologus brichardi
Lineage: Eukaryota; Metazoa; Chordata; Actinopteri; Cichliformes; Cichlidae
Source: RefSeq, a predicted model, not a curated record
AUGAGAGUGCUGGACCUGAAUAACAACAACCUCCAGGACUCAGGAGUGAAGCUUCUGUCAGCUGCAGCUUCUCACCCCAACCGGAAUGAAGCUAUUGUCGGCUGGACGGAAGAAUCCACGCUGGAGACUGGACAUUCUCAGAGACUGUGCUGGUCUGAUCCCCCUCCUCCCUUCAGGGUGGAGCCUGCUGGAGUCCGAUGGUUGAGACCAGGUCUGAGGAAGUAUUCCUGUCAACUCACAAUCAACACAAACACAGUACACACAAACCUCAAACUGUCUGACAACAACAGGAAGGUGACACAUGCUGAGGAGGUUCAAUCAUAUCCUGAUCAUCCAGACAGAUUUGAUGUUUAUGAACAGCUGCUGUGUAGAGAUGGUCUGACUGGUCGCUGUUACUGGGAGGUCGAGUGGACAGGAGACGUUGAGAUAUCGGUGAGUUCCAGAAAAAUCAGAAGGAAAGGAGACAGUACUGACUGUUUGUUUGGAUGGAAUGAUCAGUCCUGGAGUCUCAUCUGCUCUGAUGAUCGUCCUCGUUCUGUCAGGCAAAAUAAGACAGAAAGAUCCAUCUCCUCCUCCUCCUACUCUGUCUCUAACAGAGUAGCGGUGUAUGUGAACUGUCCUGCUGGCACUCUGUCCUUCUACAGAGUCUCCUCUGACACUCUGAUCCACCUCCACACCUUCAACACCACAUUCACUGAAACUCUCUAUCCUGGGUUUUGGUUCAGAUCUCCUGGUUCGUCAGUGUGUCUGUGCUGAGUGGAGUGUAAAGAAAGCCCCCAUGUUGGAGAAACACUCUGACUGUUGAGUAGAAAAGGACAUUCACAGAUCAGUCCCAAAACCACUCCUUUGUUGUAAGCAUGAUGCUGCUUCACUUUACAGAUGGUAUUGGCCAGGUGAGUGGUGUCUGGUUUCCACCAGAUGUGACUCUUGGUAUUGAGGCCAAGAGUAACAAUGAGGUCAUCCAAUCAGUGAAUGUUUUUUGACAUCUUUUGCAAGUCAUUCAGUUCCCUUUUGACAAACUGUAGACAGGCUAUCAUGUGUCUUUUACUGAGGUGUGGCUUCCAUCUGACUACUCUACCAUAAGGGCCUUGUUGGUGGAGAGCUUCGGAAAUAGUUGUCCUUCUGGAAAUCUCUUUUCUCUCCAUAGAGCAAGGCUGAAGCUCUGUCAGAGUGACCAUUGGAUUCUUAGUCUCCUACACUCAGCUCAUCUUCUACCAUUUCUCACAUUGGUUUGGCAGCCAGCUCUAGGAAGAAUCCUUCCAGACUUCUUCUAUUCACAGAUGAUGACCACCGGCUGUGCUCUCUGGGUCCUUCAGGGCUGCAGAAAUUUUUCUUUACUCUUCCCAAGAUUUUUUCCUAGAUACAGUUCUGUCUCAGUGGACUCUUAUCAAGUUGGGAAAGAUCUGAGAGAUGAUAAAUAGAUGCACCAAAACAGGAUGCAUGUGAGCUCAAUUUUUAGUGCCACAGCAAAGGCUUUACAUACUCGCCUGUGAACAAUUAAACGAAUCCAUUUUGUAAUAAGGCUGUAACAUGUGGAACAAUAUGUGGAACAAGUGAAGUGCCACUCUGUGGAAUGAUGAUGAACUUCAGUUAAAGCUUACUUCAAAUCUCAAAGGUUGAUGUUGGACAGCA